AUGUCCCGAAAUGAAGAAAAGCAGAAAAAUGAAUUGAAUCGAUUGUAUUUAUCUAAAAUACAUCCUCCCAAAGCCAAGCGACCACACUUGACUCAAAUUCAUACAGUCGAAGAACUUCGUCGAUGGUUACCAUUCAUUGAACGUGAAAUUCAUUCGACAUUAGCACAAACAACAUCUGUUCGUUAUACAGAUGAAAAAGUCGAAUCAAUGUACAAACGAAUCACACAAUUAGAAAGUGAACAUAAAAAAUUUCGACGAAAAAUAGCUCAACUAGAAUUAGGACCUAAUGUCAAUGUUCUUACAACGACUGUCCCAGUCGAAAAAUCUAUUCAUUUUUAUAAAAAAAAAUCAAUGGAAAAUCAAAACGAAAGUUUGGAUGAUAUUUUUAAAACAAACCAUGAUCUACCACUUCUCUCGAUGGAUGAUUAUAGGAUAGUGCCAUCAGAAAUAAAUUUCACAAUGAGUUUAAAUACACGUAAAAAACGAAAGAAAGAACUUCGAGAGGAAUACAUCGAACAAGAUGGUUUAAUAUUUCAAUUGCCUGACGAAAUGCUUCUUUAUCUAUUCAGAUAUCUCGAUACUGAAGAUCUUGUUCUUGUUGCUAGUGUUUGUAAACUAUUCCGUAUUCUUGCAUUCGAUGAAAAACUAUGGAAAGUUGUUGAUUUAACAAAAAAAUCCUACUCAAAUCGAGUAUUAGUUAAAUUCUUCCGUCGUUUUUCCAAUAAAUGUACUGAAACAUUGAAAAUAUCCGGCGCACCCAAUGGGAAAAAAGCGAAAAAUAAUCUAAUAAAAUUGCCACCUUAUACCGAACAAUUAAGUCAUUUUAUUCGUACAUCAUAUUCCAAUCUUCGUUAUCUUCAUAUAUCAAAAUAUGAUUUUCGUGAUGAUUCAACAGCUUGUAAAAAUAUAACGUAUUUACCAUCGAAUCUAAAAGGUCUCUAUUUAAGAAAAUGUGAAAUGUUAAUGACAAGUAUUCAAGGUACAUCGGAUUUUUUGAAAAUUCCCAAAUGUCCAUUGAAAAAUUCGACAUUCGAUUUUUCGCUUCAGCAAUUGGAAAUUUUAUCUUUCGAACAAUCGUCUUGUCUUGGACUUGUAUCGGUACGUUACAUACCUGAUCUAUGUCCAAAUUUAGUUGAACUCAAUCUCAAUGGUUGUUUUCGUAUUACACGUACAAGAACGUUUACAGAUACAUUACUAUCGUUUCAUAAUACCCUACGGCGACUUUAUCUGAAAGACACACAAGUUGAUGAUGAUACAAUUCAUUGUAUUUGUCGAAAGUUAAAAUUGCUCACUGUACUCGAUAUAAGAUCAUGUAAAUAUGUAACAAGAAAUAUUGUGCAAAAUUUAUUAACAUUAAAACAAUUAGAAGAAUUAUUUGCAGAUGAUAUUAUUAAAAUUGAAUAUGAACAAACAAAAGUGUGA
Molecule: messenger RNA, 1422 nt
Organism: Rotaria socialis
Lineage: Eukaryota; Metazoa; Rotifera; Eurotatoria; Philodinida; Philodinidae
Source: the annotation of a GenBank genome assembly